Oldenlandia corymbosa var. corymbosa is the source of this 627-nucleotide messenger RNA. Lineage: Eukaryota; Viridiplantae; Streptophyta; Magnoliopsida; Gentianales; Rubiaceae. The record is from the annotation of a GenBank genome assembly.
AUGUUGUCAAAGGCGUUUUUGAGGGCGACGAUCCGCGCGGUUGCGGCUUCAAUGAAGAUGGAAGACAUCUUCAAAGGGAAUAAACACUCCAACUCGAUGCUCGAGGUUGCCAAAUUUUUGCCGUAUUCCGAACAUAAAUUAUUUGAGAUGGAGAGGCAGUUAAAGGCAGUUUCACUAAAUAAUAAUAAGAAGCAAAAGGCAGAAGAUGAAGAAGCUCAAUUAAUACAUCCAAAAAAUUUUUGGGUACCAAGGUUGGAUAAUGUUAUGCUUGCUGAAGCACAAGAAAGGGUAAACCUGGACAUUACUACUUAUACUUAUAGUUGUGAUGAUAUUAAGGUUCAAAAACCAGAUUCAGUAGUAUCAGAUCAGAUGUUAAAGGAAGCUGAUGAGGAAGUUUUACUUAAUAAGAAGCCAAAGGCAGAAGAAGAAGAAGCUCAAUUACAUCGAAAAGAUUUGCUAGCCAGAGAGGAAGUUGCGCGCCCUGGUGAGGAACCAAGAUCAUUGGAUGAGAAGGUUAGGCUUGCUGAAACGAGAGAAAGCUUAAACCUGGAUGUUACAAGUAGUAAUGAUUACCAGGAUGUUAAGGUUCAACAACCCGAUCCGGGUGUAAUAAAUGAUCAGAGGUAA